AUGGGAGCUCAAGUUGGUAUCGCAUUGCUAGCACUCCUACUCUCUGUCGUCGCGUACGCUGCGUACCGACGCAUCACAAAGAUAUCCUUGAGCCACAUUCGUGGGCCUAUAGCCGAUGCUUCGCUCUUAUUAGGAUGGACUCUCAACCUGAAGGCUUUCACAGGGAAUCUUCCAGAGUUGUACCAAAGCGACGCUGCAGCGGCGGAUCUCAAGUGGCAAAAGACCUAUGGCGACGUUGUCAGAAUCAAAGGAAUCCUUGGGGAGGACCGCUUGCUCAUCACGGACGCGAAGGCCCUGCAGUACAUCUACCAGACGUCUGGCUACCACUGGCCCAAGAUGUGGGAGCGCCGUGAACUGAGCCGCCUCGUCACCGGGCCGGGCCUGACCUGGGCAGAUGGUGAUGUGCAUAAGCGGCAAAGAAAGAUCAUGCUUCCAGGGUUUGGGACCCCGGAAUCUCGCGCCUUCCUGCCCGUUUUCUUGGGCACGGCCAAUAAGCUCGCCGAAAAAUGGAAGGAUAUGAUAUCUACAUCUGGUACCGACGGUUCUAUGGUAGUGAAUAUGCCUUACUGGUUGUCACGCGCCACAUUGGAUGCUAUUGGAGAAGCUGCGUUCGGCUAUCGGUUCGGAGGUUUAGAUGACGACAAGAACGAACUAGCGAAUGCGUACACUACUUUGUUAUCAGAGACAUUUGGCUCGCCUUCAUUACCGGCCAUCUUCACCAUUUCCACCUGGGCACACCUACCUGCAUGGUUGCGCCACCUGUUCCAGCAGAAGAGCGCAAGGUUACACCACGCGAGAGCGACGGAGAAAAUUGGCAACAGCGUGGCAAAGUCUUUGAUAGACGCGAAGGCGAACGCGCUGAUGGGGGGGAAGGGAGGGAAGGAUGUCAUGAGUUUGCUAGGCAUCCUUGCCACGCCGAUAUACAUCCUUCUAACUCCUGAUACAAUGCUACAUAAAUAUAGGACAAUCAUGCUUGCCGGCCACGAAACCACCGCAAACACGCUCAACUGGACGCUUCUCGAGCUCUGCAAGCAGCCCCACAUCCAGAACAAACUUCGUGCUGAGAUAUGGGACGCCGAGGCCACGCUCCGAGCGAACGGGCGCACACAGUUCGAGGUGUCUGAUUUUGAGAACAUGCCGUAUAUGACUGCUGUGGUCAAGGAGGCGCUGCGAUUCCAUCCGGCUCUGCACCAUGCGUACAGGCAAGCGGGCAGAGACGAUGUUCUCCCGCUGUCGACUCCUCUCCAGGCGAGCGAUGGCACAGUCGUCACUGAGCUGCCGGUCCCGAAAGGUCUCAAGAUCGUGGCAUCCAUUACAGGGUACAACCGGAACAAGCUGGUAUUUGGCGAAGACGCGGAUGUUUUUAAUCCGGACCGAUGGCUUAGACCCUCAGACGGGAAGAAGCAAACUGUCGUUGGGGUAUAUGCAAAUGUGCUGACUUUUGCGGCCGGAGUGCGAUCUUGCAUUGGUUGGAGAUUUGCUCUCUACGAGCUACAUGCCUUCAUCAUCGAGCUUAUCAGCAACUUUGAAUUCGAGCUGACGCCUGAAGCUGAGCAUAUCAGGCGCCAUCCCUGCUUGGUUGUGGCACCAACGAUAGAGGGGCGGGAGAAGGAGGGCGCGCAGCUGCCGCUCAGAGUGCGCAUCGCUGUCAAAGGGGAGUGA
Molecule: messenger RNA, 1662 nt
Organism: Pleurotus ostreatus (oyster mushroom)
Lineage: Eukaryota; Fungi; Basidiomycota; Agaricomycetes; Agaricales; Pleurotaceae
Exons: 12
Coding region: 1-1662 (553 amino acids)
Molecular function (GO): monooxygenase activity; oxidoreductase activity, acting on paired donors, with incorporation or reduction of molecular oxygen; heme binding
Source: RefSeq, a predicted model, not a curated record